GCACUCUGUCCCCGCCCCCUUUAGACCGUUCUGCUUACGAAAUCCUUCCGCCCGGCCAAUGGCAGUGUGUGUGGGCGGAGUUCACAAAGAACCAGCGAGCUGUAGUUGAGUUUUGCCGCGAAAUCCUUAUCGUAGCUGAUGAUGGAGACGGACGUGCUGCGGAGACUGGCACCGAAGAUGGGGCUCACCUCCGGCCGGGUCCUGGGGAAAGCGGAGGAGCUGCUGCGCAUGUCGCAGUUAAAGUGCGCAGGACUCUCGGCCAUGUCUACAGCGACGAGUACCGCGGUCAUGUGUCUUCAGCUCGCAGCCACGUCUCUACAUCAUCCCGUGGAUAAGGACUAUCUGGUGCGGCUGUCCGGACUCAACAAGAAGGUCUAUCAAAACUGCCUCAAGUCCUUUGAGUGUUUGCUUGGUGUGGAUACCAAAUUGGGCAUCCGAGAUCUGGCCGUACAACAUGGCUGCAUGGAGGCCGUGAACCUCGCAUCCAACAUCCUCAGCAGAUAUGAAGCUACGCUGCCUCAGGCUCAGCAAGAAGAUCUUGAUUUAUCCAAACCUUUGUUUAUCACCGCCGCUCUGUACUCCGCUUGCAGGUGUCUGAAGUUGAAAAUGGAAAAGAACAAGAUACUUGCUACCUCGGGUGUGAAGAAAGUAAUAUUUGAGCGUCUCUGCGUUCAGUUGGAGAAGAUCGGAUCGCAGAUCUGUCAGGAAAACCUCGCCAUCACGCAGCAGCCGCGGAAAAAGCAGAAGACUCUCCUGGAAUGUAUAGAACAGAAUGACGAUUAUUCGGAAGAUGAUGAUGAGGAGAUCCCACACAAACGAGCGCGCUCCGAGCCAGAAAACAAAGAGCAAGUUUACGAGGAGUGGAAAAGGAAAAUUCUAUUAAAUGCAUCAAAAGCCGCCAGUGGAGAAUAACGCCAGACAGUUUAUUGGUCCAUUCAGUAAUGCUGAGCAAAGAGGAAUCGCACCAUAACCCUUGACAGCCAAUCGGCAGUAUCCCCGAACCCUUUCCAAAGUAUGCACCAGAUGUGAAUGUGACGUGUAUUAAAUAAUGGACUGUAAACCCUAAAAUGCAUAGAUGUGAACCAGGCCUUAAGGGUUUGCUCGCCAACAUGACUACUGUUAUUGGCUGUCAUGUUCCGACAGCUCCCAAUCAUUACUAGAUACCAAGAACUGUCCUUGACCACUCGGUCACUGUUCUGUGAUCUCGCUCUCAGCACAAAACCCCCCCAAUGGAGGCGCAGGUGGUAACGCCUUUCCACUUUGCCGCCGCUGCGCAUAUAUACAUUACGUGGGCAUCAAGAGGUUAGAGCCUCUUAAGGUAUUUUUUCUAUACAACAAAAACUUUUAGCUGCUUUUUUUUUUUUUU
Messenger RNA from Rana temporaria (common frog), 1366 nucleotides. It is a transcript of the gene ORC6, whose product is annotated as origin recognition complex subunit 6. NCBI's taxonomy places the organism in Eukaryota, Metazoa, Chordata, Amphibia, Anura, Ranidae. The transcript is spliced from 7 exons. The record is from RefSeq and is a predicted model, not a curated record. Gene Ontology annotation, cellular component: nuclear origin of replication recognition complex. The coding region runs from base 139 to 912 and encodes 257 amino acids. Gene Ontology annotation, molecular function: DNA binding. Gene Ontology annotation, biological process: DNA replication initiation; DNA replication.